Conger conger (European conger) is the source of this 5128-nucleotide messenger RNA. Its product is annotated as NACHT, LRR and PYD domains-containing protein 12-like. Bases 189 to 3305 code for a protein of 1038 amino acids. Gene Ontology annotation, molecular function: protein binding. Lineage: Eukaryota; Metazoa; Chordata; Actinopteri; Anguilliformes; Congridae. The record is from RefSeq and is a predicted model, not a curated record. The transcript is spliced from 7 exons.
UCAUAAUGGCUUCCUUGACUUUCAUUGGCACAACUCAUGUCCUCAUGUCAACCCAAUAACAGACUCCAUAAGCAAUCAAAAGCCAAGAAUCAAGACUAGAUACUGAAACUCCUCUUAUACCCUUUUGCAAUGAAGCAAUUCAAGACACCUGACUGAGUUAACACCUGUUCUUAGAGUAGGUGUCUCUGAUGGAUGAGCAACUCUCAGAGAUUCUGGAGGAGCUGUCAAAAGAAGAAUUUAAAAAGUUCAAAUUUUAUCUGAAUGGAGUGGUGCUGGAAGAAUGUAGACCCAUCCCAUGGGGUCAUCUGGAGUGCGAAAGUGUGACAGCUGUUAUCAGGGCGAUGAAGAGUUUCUAUGGUGAGAAGAUGGUGGAGGUCACACUGGAGAUCUUAAAGAAAAUUCCGAGAAAUGACCUCGCUGAGAGACUGGAGAGAAAUCUGGAAAGUGGUAAGAUAGUUCAGGAGAAACUGAAGUCUCGUCUGAAGAAGAAGUUUGAGUGCAUGUAUGAAGGGGUUGCCAAGCCAGGAAAACGCACCCUUAAGAGUAUUUACACAGAGCUCUACAUCACAGAGGGGGACUGUGAACGGGUCAAUAAUGAACAUGAGGUGUGGCAGAUUGAAACAGCAACCAGGACACAGCCUACACAAGACACUGCAAUUAACUGCAACAACAUCUUUAGACCCUUAGCUGGACAAGACAUACCCAUCAGAACUGUGGUGACCAAGGGCAUCGCUGGUAUUGGAAAAACGGUCUCUGUGCAGAAGUUCAUUAUUGACUGGGCAGAAGGAAAAGCUAAUGAGGAUAUUGAGUUCAUGUUUGUCCUUCCUUUUCGGGAGCUGAACUUACUUAAUGAUGAGCAGCACAGUCUCCUUGAGCUUCUGCAGGAGUUUCACCCUGAAAUGAAAGGGUUUGAAAACAUUGAGUCUGAAGAUUACAAGGUUUUGUUCAUUUUUGAUGGUCUGGAUGAAAGUUGUCAAGUCAAUACCUGGAGCCGGAAGAGAUUGUCUGAUGUAAGAAAAAAAUCCUCAGUGGAUGUGCUACUGACCAACCUCAUUAAGGGGAAUCUACUUCCCUCUGCUCUCCUCUGGAUCACCUCCCGACCAGCAGCAGCCAAUCAGAUCCCUCCAGAAUUCAUUGACAGGGUGACAGAGGUCAGAGGGUUCAAUGAUGAACAGAAAGAAGAGUAUUUCAGGAAAAGAUUCACAGAUCAGAAUCAGGCUGGCAGAAUUAUCUCUCACAUAAAGACAUCCAGGAGUCUACACAUCAUGUGCCAUAUACCAGCCUUCUGCUGGAUGUCUGCCUCUGUUCUGGAGCGACUUUUGGAUGGAACGGGCAGGAGUAGAAUCCCCAAAACUCUGACUGGAAUGUACACACACUUCCUGCUCAUUCAGGCCAAAAUCAAGCAUCACAAAUAUCAGGAGAGCCAUGAGACAGACCCACAGAAACUUCUGGAGUCAGUUAAAGAAAUCUUUCUCAAACUGGGGCAGCUGGCUUUUCAAUGCAUGGAAAAGUCCAAUCCAAUAUUUUAUGAAGAGGACCUGAGAGGAUGUGGCAUUGAUGUCAAAGAAGCUUCGGUCUACUCUGGGGUGUGCACAGAGAUCUUGAAAGAGGAGUCAGUGCUGCAUCAGAAGAAAGUCUACUGCUUUGUGCAUCUGAGCCUCCAGGAGUACAUGGCUGCUUUGUAUGUGAUUCAUUCCUUCAUCAGCAAGAACUUCACGGCAUUGAAGCCUUUUUUUGGUCAAAAGACUUUCACCACUCUCAAUGAUUUGCACAAGAAGGCUUUGGAGAGUAAGAAUGGACACCUGGACCUCUUCCUCCGAUUCCUUCUGGGCCUCUCACUGGACUCCAAUCAGCGCCUUCUCCCAGGUCUACUGCCACAGACUGGAAGCAACUCCGAGAGCAUCCAGAAAACAGUUCAGCACAUCAAGGACUUUAAAGAGGAAGAUCCCUCUCCAGAAAGAUGCAUCAAUCUGUUUCAUUGUUUGUCUGAACUCAAUGAUUAUUCAAUUAUGAAGGAAACCAAAGAGUUCUUCCUUUCUGGUCAAAAGUUCUUACCUGCGCACUGCUCCAUCCUGGCCUAUAUACUCCUCAGAUCAGAAAAGGCGUGGGAUACAUUUAACCUGAAACGGUACAACACCUCAGAGGAGGGGCGAAGGCGACUGGUCCCAGCUGUGAAGUGCUGCAAGAAGGCUGUACUUAGGGGCUGUAAUCUCACAGAGAAAUCUCUUCAGCUCGUGGACUCCGCCCUGCAGUCAGUCUCCUCCCCCCUCCGAGUGCUGGACCUCAGCAACAACAACCUGCAAGAUUCAGGAGUGGAGCUGCUCUGUGCUGGACUGAAGAGCACAAACUGUAAACUACAGACUUUGAGGCUCAGGGAGUGUAACCUCACAGAGGGCUGCUGUCAUGUUCUGGCCUCAGUCCUGCGUUCUCCUCACUCAGAGCUGAGAGAUCUGGAGCUCAGAGACAACGAGCUGCAGGACUCAGGAGUGAGAGCGCUCUCUGCUGGACUGGAGGACCCACACUGUAAACUGCGGCGACUUGGGCUGUCAGGCUGUGGAGUCACAGAGAGAGGCUGUGAUUCUCUGGCUUCAGCUCUGCGUUCAAACGCCUCACACCUGAGAGAGCUGGACCUGAGCUACAAUCACCCUGGAGACUCAGGAGUGAGAGCGCUGUCUGCUGCACAACUGGAGGACUCCAGGUGUCGACUGAAGAUACUUGUAGACCAUGGAGGAGAGAUCAGGCUGAAACCAGGACUGAGGAAAUAUGCUGUUGCACUCACACUGGACCCCAGCUCUGUACACAGAAAGCUGUCUCUGUCUGAGGGGAACAGGAGGGUGACAUGGGGGAAUGAGCAGCCAUGUCCUGAUCAUCCAAAGCGAUUUAGCAUGUAUCACCAGGUGCUGUGCCAGGAGGGGCUGUCUGAGCGCUGCUACUGGGAGGCAGAGUGGGAGGUGGAGAAGGGUGGGAAAUGGCCCUGUCUCGCAGUGGCCUAUGAAACGCUUGGCAGGAAAGGACGGGGUGCUGAAAUGCAGUUUGGACACAAUGACAAGUCCUGGAGUCUGUGCUGUUCUAAACAGAAGUACUCUGCCGCUCACAGAAAUAUCUCCACUGACAUACCUACUGCCCCCCCUUCCUGCAGAGUAGGGGUGUACCUGGACUAUCCGGCCGGCACUCUGUCCUUCUACAGCGUCUCCUCUGACACACGUACCCUCCUGCACACUUUCCACAGCACCUUCACCCAGCCCCUCUACCCUGGCUUUAGACUGAGUAAGGGCAACUCGCUGUCCCUGUGCAUGCUGGGAUAGGUUCCUGGGUGUGUGGCUCUCGGUGUAAAAGAAAAUCUUAAUGUGCUAGAAAUUCCAGAAGUCGACCAGCUCAUGCCUCGGCACAGUGAGUGAGUCUGUCUGCAAGAGGGGAGUCAGUUUUAGAUCUGCUGUUAUGUACUGAUCCUGACAGAAUUUGCAGUAUAGAGGUAAUGGAGUGAUCAUUCCAGGAUUGGGAUUUUUUUUUUUUUUUCAUUUUUUUUUUUAACGCAUCCAAGUACAGGAGUUUUAGACGUGUCAACUUCAAAAGUGAUGAAAUUUGAGUAAUGCAGACUGGGUGAAACUUCUGAAUUGCAGAACUGUGAUUGAAAAGUGGGGCAGGUUCAAAAUGGUUGUACUUGAUGUGCAGUGUACACAAUUCAUUCCAGAGGUACGGAAAGGUAAGCUAAGAAAGUGGAGGAAUAAAGCUAUAUGACGGAGUGCAGAGGCAGCGGGCCCUGAUGGCAUAUUCCCAAGGGUUCUCAAGAAAGUGAAAUCAUUUUUAAACCACUGGCUUAAAACUUGACUUUAAAAACUGGAGAAAUACCAGAUGACUCAAGGGGAUUUGAACCCCCAGCCUUUUUAAAUCAGCAAGGGCAAAAAAAAAAAAAAAGAUUCCUCCAGGGGAGGAUUGUCUCCUGCUUAGUCUAAUCAACUGUACAUCACUCUAGAUAAGAGCGUCUGCCAAAUGCCAUUAAUGUAAUGUAAUGUAAAAGUCUUGUUCUUCAGACUCAGCUCUGAGGCAUGAUGGGACAUUAUUGCCCUGCUUCUCCACAUGAACCUGCUUUGCUCGACUGUCUGUGCUGUCCAGCUGGCUAUAGCUCCUACCUUCUCUAAAUUUGUCUGUGGAGAAUUUGAAUUUGGGAAUAGCUCUGGAAGGUAAUCCUGGUUUGUUAAAAGCGAAACAUUUGUUGACCUUAGGAGACUCCUUUUUUCCCUUUUCAAGCGAAUGACUUGCCACUAGAGAAACCACUCUGGAAAUCUUGCACAUUAUCUUACUUGAGAUUGUUUUUCUGCUCUUUACCGUGUUGGGAGCCAGGUAUGGGCAGUGUCCCUGUGGACACUGUGAUCACAUGAUGCUAUGGGCAGUGUCCCUGUGGACACUGUGAUCACAUGAUGCUGUGGGCAGUGUCCCUGUGGACGCUGUGAUCACAUGAUGCUAUGGGCAGUGUCCCUGUGGAUGCUGUGAUCACAUGAUGCUAUGGGCAGUGUCCCUGUGGAUGCUGUGAUCACAUGAUGCUAUGGGCAGUGUCCCUGUGGAUGCUGUGAUCACAUGAUGCUAUGGGCAGUGUCCCUGUGGACGCUGUGAUCACAUGAUGCUGUGGACAGUGUCCCUGUGGACGCUGUGAUCACAUGAUGUGGGUUUACUAUGCUUUAUUUUAAUGGGGACCAAAGAGUUUGCCCUUCUGUAUUUUUCUGCUUUUGUUCAGACUGGUAGAAAGCAGACGGAGAAAGGACCACAUCAGUUUACUGUACUUUUAUGCUUUCAUAAUUACUAAUUACAUUUUAAUUACUGUCCAUUUUGAUUUUGUUUUGUAAAAGCAGCUUGCGAUGGUGUAAUGUUUCUGUACUUGUCCUGUUUCUUGAGUCCCGAGCCAUUUAUUCCUUCCCCCGGUUCUAGCCUCCUUGUUCCUGAGUCCUUGCCCUUGUUUGUCUGGAUUUCCAGUUUUGACCCCUGCCUGCUUCCCUGGACUAUUCUUUUGUUGUUUUGGAUAUCUGUACCUCUGCCUUGUUGGACUGACCGCCUGGUUUUUGACUCUGGCCUGUUUUUUGACUCCACUCUGUCUGCCCCUGCUUUUGAAAUUAAACCUGCCAUUUUUUCUGCA